This is a messenger RNA of Notodromas monacha, 2730 nucleotides long. The record is from the annotation of a GenBank genome assembly. Lineage: Eukaryota; Metazoa; Arthropoda; Ostracoda; Podocopida; Cyprididae.
AGGUCACCAGGAAGGUCAAAUUUUAAAAUCCUUUCUGACACAAAAAAAAAAAUACUCCAAAGAAUCUCAUCCUUUUCCCGAAAUAUUUCCUUCCUGACAUGGAAAGUAAUCGAGUAAAACCUUCACAAAAUUUUCGGCGGACAGCGAUCAUUCAACAACCUCAUUUCUUACUCACACGACGUCCCGCCGUUUAUAAAUGUCGGUAGACGAUCAGGAUAAACUAGGUCCCCUGGAAGACGACACUUCCAGCACUUCCGGAGAACCGCCUGUCGACAGUGUCGAGAAAUGGACCGACGACGACGACGUAAAGUCGGAGGACAAAGUUUGCGAAACGACGCGGUUCCUGGAUAUUUUUGAAGCGGUUCGGAAGCGCUUCCGGCACGACUCCGACUAUGAAUACAUGUGCUUCCGGUUCAGCCUGCUCUCUGAGAAACGACAAAUAGAGUACGUGCUACAACACCCGGUAUUCGAAAGAUACCGACCCAAGCUGAGCAGAGUUGGCAAGGAUGGAAACAGGGCUUCGGAAUUGAAAUUAGAGGCAAAUGCUGCCUUUAAAGCCAGAGAUUUCAAAAAGGCUCUGGCAUUGUUCAACUCCGCCUUGAUGUUCGCUCCGAGUCCGAUUUACGCGACUAAAGCCGAAGAAUAUUUCAUGCGGAAGCGGUUAUCGGAUCUAUCUGGUAUUUACAAACAGAAACUGAAGCCAAAUGCUCGACCACGACAUGCAGCUGCAGUUGCUUCAGUUUUCUUCAAUCGUGCCAACACAUUGUAUCGCUUGCGACGCUAUGGCGACUGCAUAAUCGACCUGCAACGAGCAUACAACCUGGGUUACUCCAGAGUGUCUCCAAACGAGAACCGAACACUUUUAUUCAAAAGCUUGGUGCAAGCUGGGCAUUUUCGCAUGGCGUCAACGAUGCUCGCAGAAUCUUCCAAUGUCAAACUCAAGGCAAAAUGGCAGCAUUUUAUGGAGAAACGAAUGACUUCCGGGACCGGACAUCCGCUCGCAGGCCUCAAAUUUUCCCGCUCAGAAUACGCAAGAACUGCGGAUGAUCUACAAAUUGAUCUCGAGCCUGGGGAAACGCAUCCGGAAUUCACGAAUUUGAGCACAGCCGUGGAUUACGCUUAUUCUGCCAAAAAGGGAAGGCAUUUCAUUGCAGCCAAGGACAUAAAAGUAGGAGAGGUUCUGGUCAGUGAGAGGCCCUAUUGCGUGUCUCUGCGACCCGAACACUGGCACAACAGAUGCCUCAACUGCUGCAAGAAAACAGACACGCCUGUGCCUUGCAUUUCUUGCGCCAUGGUGGUAUUUUGCAGCGAGGCUUGCAGAAGAGAGGCAGAAGGCAUUCACGAAUAUGAAUGUCCCAUGAUUGGGAACAUGGCAGAGGCAGCAAACACGAGGAUCGGAUGUCUGCCCACGAGAAUCGUGCUCAAGGCUGGUUUGAACACCAUGUUGAGACACAGAUAUCAGCUGGAAAACCUGACCGAAGCAGAUAUGAAGCUCAGAUUUUUGGAAACCCCCGUGACGGGAGAAAAUUACUUGGACGUUUGCACUCAUUUGUUGCACAAAAACACUUGGAAACACGACUUGCUUUUUCAAGGCAUGUAUCCGGCAUUGUUCGUGGCGUUCAACCUUCUUCUUCUCAAAAAGAUCCGCUUUUUCGACCCCGAAAACGCGCUUGCAGAGUCGUUCAUCUCGCAUAAUUCUUCCGAAGAAGAAGAAUCGACGACGACGACGACAACAUCGGCUUCGUCGACAGAGAGCUGCACCUCGACAGAAUCUCGACACCGAAACCACUCGUCGUCGAAGCAAUCGACAUCGUCGGGCUACGAAAACACAACAUAUGACCGCAUGAUUUACGUCGGCAGGAUGAUGUUUAGACAUUUGCUGUCACUGAGAUGCAAUCGGUUCGCCGUCGACGAAAUUCACUGUCGAAUCGGCGAUGAGAAUAAUCAUCCCGUGACGAUUGCCGGAGCAGUUUCUCCGACUGCCAUGAUUUUGAAUCAUUCCUGCGAUUUCAACGCCAUGUAUUUUAUGGACCCGACGACUUCGAAGCUGGUUUUCAAAGCUAUCGUUCCGAUCAAAAAAGGAGAAGAAAUCACUCAUUCCUACACUUGUAAUUAUUCCACAUCGAAGCUGGAGGAGAGAAGAAAGCAUUGUGCUUCGUACGGAUUCACGUGUGACUGCAAAGCAUGUAUUGAAGAUUGGCCAACUGCUAAAAAAGCAGCGAGUUUCGAAGAAACCCCUUCGUUUUUGUGCCCAAAAUGUGGGCAUCAUUUAUACCCAUCCACGGCUAGUGCAUCACAAGCUGGCGACACGAACCUCCGCCACUUGGUGAACACACGGUGCCACAAGUGCGACCACGACGCGGCGGCGGAUCUCCAGGAACUCCGAAGCCUGUGUGACGCCUUCCAGGAUGGCGCCAAGCUGUUGUGCACCACGACAGGCGCCACCGCAGUGGCGCCCGUCGCUGAGCAAUACAUGACGCAGCUUCACAAAUUGGUUUCCCCGAGAUGCCUCGAGUACAUAUUGGCGGCGGACGCCAUCAAAAAAAUUUACGCCCGUCAAGGAUUCGUCAAUGUCGUGGAUCCGCUUGACGAUAGGACCGACGACGACGACGUCAUCUCUGACGUUCAUUCCAGAUCGAUUUUCUGACGUGACGCGAACUUGUGCUUGAAAUUUUCUCGUCGAUUCUUCGAUCCAACAAAAGAGCCUAUUGUAGAACCAUAACACAGAGA